Molecule: messenger RNA, 2670 nt
Organism: Nylanderia fulva
Lineage: Eukaryota; Metazoa; Arthropoda; Insecta; Hymenoptera; Formicidae
Source: RefSeq, a predicted model, not a curated record
AAAAUGAAACCGACUCUCCACAGUAUACGAACUAUUCAAUCGUCUUGCACUUGCUCGAAUACUUGCUACAGUAGCACACAAAGCAUUGUCAUGUAAUCUACUUAUUGUUAGUUUGACAAGAACGCGACAUUAAUAUUAAAUAUAUGCGUAAAGGGAUAUCAAAAUUAAGACUACUCACAUUUUUCAUUACACGCACACAAGAGAUUAGAACGCUGUAACUGUAUUAUAUCGAUUGCAAUGUUCCGGUCGCGAGUGUACGAAGAUCGCCAACGUCGACAAUGAUGUGUCCGAAUUGCCGCCACCGCUUUCCAGCAUCGGAAUAUUGCCAGGAGCGGAACAAAGCAGAAACUAACUUGAAAGAAACGGAGAAGCAAGAAAAACAAAAGAAAAAGGAAGGUGAAAAGGAGAAAGAGACCUGUUACGUCGCUGAUCUUCUAGUGUCGCACAGUUAUACCAACGGUGACAGCAACUUUAUAAACCUGUCGACAAUCGUCCAUGAGCCUACCGUCUUCCAGUCAGCCCAUUGCUGUUCCAAUAUUCAACUUGUUGACUCUGAGAUAAUGAAACUCUCUUGUGAUGCUCAGAUGUCGGCGGAACAGAAUCCAUUCUUAAAAUUACCGAUCGAUCAAUCGAAUAAUCAAGAUUCUUUGUUUAUGACGAUGAAAAAUGUUAGCUACGGAAUGACAUCUUCGGAAAAACAUGCCACGACCACAUGCAAGCCCACUGAUGACGGCAUCACAUUUACUACAUCACCCAAUAUAUACUCUGGUGGUUGUUUAAUCCAGAGCACGGAAGCCGGAAUUCUAGUGCAAGCCCCACCCAUCGAAAUACAGCGAAAAUUCACCGGUGGUGGUUGUCUCGUGGAGAAGAAACGUUUGCCUAUCGAGGACGAGCGGUUAGCGAUGUUUAAAUACAUGGAAAACUUUGCUCAUCAAACAUUUGUCACGCCACCAAGCAGUUGUUUAGAAUUGCCUGGAAGAAGCAGAAAAAUAUUGUCUUCAUCCAGGACCAUGAGAGGAAAUAGCGAAAUAAUAGAUACAGGAUCGAGGCAGCGGAAGAUAUCGAUCGGAACAAACGAUUGCUGCAAAUGCUACGGUACAAUUCAACAAAACCUUUGCCAAUGUCACAAACGAUUGUCCGAUGCAUUCGACGACUCGUUACUGUUUAAGCCCAUUGGUAAUAGCAUACAGAUUCGAGUGAACGCCAAUUCGCAACUACCCGUAAACUUACGUGAGUGCCGAAUAAACAUUACGGCGAAAACAGCAAUUCCGUCCAGCCAGAUCGCGGCAACGAAACUACGCGCUAAGAAUAAGCAAGAGCGUAAUGAUGAAAAAAUUAAUUCUAAGGAGACGAAAAAGCAGGAGAAACAGAAAAAGGACAAGGAAGAGAAAAAGGAAAAAGAGGCCGCUGUCCAUUCAUCAGCGUCCAUGACAGCGAAAUGCUAUGUCACUGAUCUUUUAGUAUCUCACAGUUACACCGACAGUGAUAGCAGCAGUUUCAUAAAUGUUCCGCCAAUCAUUCGCGAACCCGCCAUUUUUCAGACAGCCCAUUGCUUCAAUGCUCAAUUCGCCGAGCCCGAGAUAGUGGAACUCUCGAAUAAUUUCAACGAAACCAUUGCUACCGUGCAAUCGGACAAUUUAUAUUAUGCAACGGAGAAUCGAAUUUUCGCCACUGGAAAUAACGGUUGUAACAACAACGAGCAGAAAGAUGAAACUAUUUCGGUGCCCCAUCCUUGGGUGAUGUCUAGUCCCUGGAGUCUAGAUACAAAAUUGUUGAGCAAAGACAUAAGAUUAUGCGAGAUGAAAAGACUGCUGCAGACUUGCGGAUGGUACCAUGAGAACAUUAGUUGGAAGCAAAGUGAAAAUCUUUUAAAAGAUAUGUCCGUAGGACGGUGGCUAAUGAGAGAUAGCUCGGACAGUAGAUACAUCUUCGCGAUAUCCGUGCAGACGGCUAGAGGACCUACUUCCGUCAGGGUUUGCUAUUUCCUUCAACAUUUUCAAUUCGACGCUGAACCAGGACUUGCAUUGGCGAUUCCGACUUUCGACUGUCCUAUUACAAUGUUGGAGCACUACGUCGAAUAUUCGAAAAGGAUGGAUCGCAGAGAAGUGUGGGUUGAUUAUAGCGGGCAACUUUACAGCCAAAUCUAUUUGACCAAACCUUUGAUGAAAGAAGUCAAAUCGUUGUCACAUUUAGCCAGACUCGUUGUAAAUAGAAACAAACUGCCCACCGAACAUCUGCCACUCUUGAUCAGAAACUAUCUCGCGGAAUAUUCGUACACCCUUUAAAAGUGCAAUCAUAUUUACACAAGAUCAAUGCGCUUACUUUUCUCUUCCGAUAUCUAUAAAUAAAAAUUUAUUUUUCUACGCCUCUACAACAGUAGUUGUUUUUCGAUGAAUGAUCUACAAUACCUUGAUUAUAUAUUAAUCACAAAAAUUAUGCGAUAGCAAAAAGAAAUUGCGGUUUGUACAAAUGUGAAUGAAUAUUCAAUUUGUUAUACAAUAAUUAUACUCAUGUUCUUAUUACUUAUACGUAAUAAGUUCAAUGUCUAAUUUUUAAACUUCGCUAGUAUUUUUUAUUCCUUGAGAGACAUUAUAUGUAUACUUUAUCACAAAGAAAACGUUUUCUUUGUGAUAAACUAUAAAAAUAAAGUAUGAGUUCACUUUUUUGUUA